AGUCACUCACUCACUCAUCGUCUGAUUCGUCUCCUGCUCUUCUCCUAGGCUCCUACACGGCUACACUUUGGCUUCGUCUGGAACGGUCAUGUCUGAGGCUGAUCGAUGCGGCCUCCCUGUCCCGCCGUUGCACUGCCAACGCUCCUCUCCCGCCUCCGUGCGUGCAGGUCCGCCUCCCACGCGCUCCAGUGCCACGCCCUCCUCCUCACCUCGGGCCACCUCGCCGCGUCCCCGCUGCGCCUCUCCAACCACCUCCUCCUCGCCCUCGCGUCCGUCCCCAGCGCCGCCGCGCUCGCGGACGUCGUCUUCGCGCGACUCCCGCUGCCCGCCGCCCGCGACCCAUUCGCCUGGAACACAGCCAUCCGCCUCCAUGCCCCGGCGCGCCCCCGCGCCGCGCUGCUCUACUUCGCGCGGAUGCGCCGUUGCGGCGUGCGGCCCGACGCCUACACGUUCCCCGCGGUCCUCAAGGCCUGCGGCUGCGCGCCUGGCUGCAGGGCCGGACUCCUAGUUCACGCCGAGGCCGUGAGGAGGGGGCUGGCCGCGGACCUCUUCACGGUGAACGCGCUCAUCAGCUUCUACUGUAGGAUCCUGGACAUCCGCUCGGGCAGGAAGGUGUUCGACGAGGCAGGCGGCGUUUCGCGGGAUCUCGUCUCGUGGAACUCCAUGGUCGCUGGGUACGUUGGGUGCGGGGAGAUGGGGCUCGCGCAGGAGAUGUUUGACGAAAUGCCGCAGAAGGACACGUUCUCGUGGGCGACCUUGAUCGACGGGUAUGGGAAGCAAGGCGGUGCUGGUGUGGACCGUGCACGCGAGUUGUUUGAUCAAAUGCCUGAGAGGGAUUUGGUGUGCUGGAACUCAAUGAUCGAUGGUUAUGCCAGGCAUGGUAGGAUGGAUGAGGCGAGGUCACUGUUCGAGGAAAUGCCGGAGCGGAAUGUGAUCUCGUGGAGCAUUGUCAUUGAUGGGCAUGUCAGUUGUGGAGAGGCAAAGGAGGCUUUGGAGUAUUUUCAGAGUAUGCUACGGUGUGGCUUAAGGCCUGAUAGGAUCGCUGCCGUGGGAGCUGUCAGUGCUUGUGCUCAGCUGGGCGCUUUGGAGCAAGGAAGAUGGCUUCACUCUUACUUGGAAAAGAAGAAGCUGCUGUCUGAUGUUGUGGUGCAAACAGCUUUGAUAGAUAUGUACGUGAAAUGUGGGUGCUUGGAUCUUGCCAUGUUGAUCUUUGAAAGCAUGGCCGAGCGGAGUGUAGUCACUUGGAAUGUGAUGAUUGUUGGACUUGGAACUCAUGGUUUUGGUCUGGAUGCUGUCACGCUGUUCCAUCGAAUGGAGGCUGAAAGUGUUGCAGUGGAUGAUCUUAGUGUACUUGGCAUGCUGACUGCUUGCACACAUGCUGGGUUGGUCUCAGAGGGUUUAGAGAUAUUUCACAGAAUGAAAAAGGAUUUUGGGAUAGAUCCCAAGGUAGAACAUUAUGGUGCAUUGGUUGAUCUACUUGGUCGUGCUGGCCGUUUGGAUCAGGCCAGGCAUGCUAUAGAGACAAUGCCCAUGGAACCAACUCCAGAAUUGUGGGGAUCUCUUCUUGCUGCCUGUCGAAGCCACAGUUGUGUUGAGCUGGCUGAGUUAUCAGUGGAACGUCUUGCAGAUCUUGGAGCUGAUGAUUCUGGAGUCUAUGUCCUUCUGUCAAAUAUCUAUGCUGAUGAAGGAAUGUGGGGUGAUGUUUUGAGGAUUAGGAAAUUGAUGAGUGAUGAGGGAAUGAGAAAGGAUAUUGGACGGAGUGUGAUUGAAGUGGAUGGUGAAAUACAUGAGUUUGUGAAUGGAGUUGGCUCAUAUAUUUGUAAGGAUGAAAUGUACUUGAUGCUGUGGAAUUUGUCUAACAUGGUGGCAUCUAUUUGAUGCUCCUUUGUCUACCAAUUUUGUGAAAUCCUUCACCAUGGUGUAUGUUGUUUUAACAUCCUAAACAUGCACAUGACCAAAUUAUAAUUACAUCUGAUGGUUCGUAGCUCUGAUGGUAAUGUGUUAUUUUUCAACCCUGAGGUUUCCAGCUCAAGCACAAGCAGGUGAUUGUUAUUUCUAUUACUAUGUAAAAGAGGAGUGCCAUGAAUGACCAUAAGAACUGAUGAUGCUCAGAAGAUCCAGCCUAGAUCUCCAAGGCUGUUCAAGCAGUUGGUACAUUUUGAGGACAAUCGAAGUUAACGGGCACAAGAUCCGAAUACAAAGCUUGGGCGUUUGGUGUUUCAGUGUUGCACAGCAGGAAAGGAAGACAGUUGACAUGGCUCUUCCCAGGACAAAAAAUGAAUAGAAAUCAACUCCAAAUCUUCACUCAAACCCUGAAAGAGAAAUCAGCGAAGUUAACCCGUUUGGUGUCGCUUUUGGACCAGCUCCAGGAGCAGUUUUUUCACAGCGUCACUUACUAAGGCUUUGUUCGUUUACACCAAUCCAGCUCUGGAUUAGCAUGGAUUGGAAUUAAAUCCAUGUCACAAUCCAUGCCCCAAAAUAAUCCAAGACUACUUAAAUUUUUUUA
Zea mays is the source of this 2506-nucleotide messenger RNA. RefSeq lists its product as uncharacterized. Gene Ontology annotation, molecular function: RNA binding; protein binding. Lineage: Eukaryota; Viridiplantae; Streptophyta; Magnoliopsida; Poales; Poaceae. Bases 106 to 1878 code for a protein of 590 amino acids. The record is from RefSeq and is a predicted model, not a curated record. The transcript has 3 exons. Gene Ontology annotation, biological process: RNA modification.